UGUAGGGGAGGCUGAGGGGAGACCGGAAGCGGAAGGAUACACAGGGCACAGUGAGCCGGUUAGAAGCCCCUCACGCAAGAGCAAAGCUGUAUUUACAGAAGGCGGGGCUGUGCAAUUGUUUCCCUGUCAAUUGGUUCCUAGGACUGCGCAUGUUACUGUAAUGUGGGCGGGGCCCAGCGGGUAGGGCGGGGUUAGUGCUAUGCCCGCCCCUCAGUGCCAGUACCUGGGUCACAUGGUUUUGACAUCAUCGGUUCCCGUCUCACUGUCCUUCCUGUGAGGCUGCAGCUGUCACUCAUAGGGAUAAUAAAGGUGUCGCUGUUCCGGGACUGGGCUCCUCCCCCUGCAGGGCUCAGGAGACUGACUCCAUGUUCCAGCAGCUGCAUCUCUCUGUGCCGCAAUGAUCGCCAUGGAUACAAAGCGAGUGGCUGAGAAGAUCCUUAAUCUGACCCUGGAGACCAUUUUCUUCCUGACUGGAGAGGAUUAUAUUGUGGUGAAGAAGCAGAGAGAGCCGAACAGAGAGAGUGCCGGUACCUGCAUAGCAGAGGGGCCCUGCCCAGUAAGGAAUCCCUUGCCUAAACCUCCUCCCAACUCCCACAUCCAUGAUGGGAACAUCCUAGCGCUCACUCACACAAUUGUCCAUCUGCUGACCGGAGAGGUCCUUAAUCGCUGUAAGGAUGUCUCUUUCGGCCUCUCAGUGGAGGAGCAGGAACAGCAGCACCGCAUGGAGAGUCGGCAGAACCCACUGCCCCUGGGCCGUGACACUCUAAAUCCUGAGAUCACCAGGAAUGAGAGAAUCCCAGAAAUUGUGAGAGAUUAUACAGAUCCUCCAGAGAGAAGAUUGCUCCCGGCUCCCCCUGCAGGGGAAUCCGGUGACAAAAUCUCUCCGCUCACAACUCCCGGGGACCUUUAUGUGCAAGAGCCUCUGGGGGAAGAGAAUAGGGUGACGCAGGAAUAUCAGGUUAAACAAGAGGAUGAGAGCUUCCCGCUGCAGUGCAACUACAAGGAGAUAAUUCCUACACAGAUCAGCACAGGGCAAUGCUCGGUAAAUGUUGAACUCCUCGGGGACAAAUAUGAGGGAGAGCAUCUGAAUCCUGCAGAGGAUAAACUGCAGCCAAUCACAGGGGAAUCCAGCGACAGAAUCUCUCCGCUCACAACUCCCGGGGGCCUUUAUGUGCCAGAGUCUCUGGGGGAAGAGAAUAGGGCGACACGGGAAUAUCAGGUUAAACAAGAGGAUGAGACCUUCUCGCUGCAGUGCAACUACAAGGAGAUAAUUCCUACACAGAUCGGCACAGGUGGAGCUGCCAGCUGGGGUAUCCCACGGGGAGAGCACUGUUCUGCCUCUGAAUUCCCUAUCGUGAAUGAUCAAAGUGCAAAUGUCUUUAGUGAGAAUUCAGCUACAGGAAGGACAAGUGAACCAGUGCGACUUACCAACAAUAAUUAUUCCUUCCAUGAAGAAUUGCGCUUCCCCGAGCCCCCCAGGCACCCAUUGGGGACAGAGUAUUCCCCGUUACUGUUUAACGUACAGGAAGCAGAUUAUGCGCAGAAGCGCCCUGAGAGCGGAGGCAGAGCGAGGGAGAAGCCCUAUGUGUGUUCCAAAUGUGGAAAAGGUUUUGCCCACAAAUCGACUCUCAUUAAGCAUCAGAGUUUCCACAUGGGCGACUUUACCUGUUCCCAGUGCGGGAAGCGUUUCAACUGGAAGUCCAACCUUCUGGUGCACGAGAGAAGUCACGCCGGGCAGAAGCCCUUCACCUGCUCCGAGUGCGGAAAAUGUUUUGCCCACAAAUCGACUCUGGUGAAACACCAGCUGUUCCACAUGGGGGCCUUUACGUGCUCCGAAUGCGGCAAAGGCUUCAGCCAGAAGUCCAAUCUAUUAGCGCACCAGAGGCGCCACACUGGCCACAAACCCUAUUCCUGCUUUGAAUGUGGGAGGAGUUUCAGCCAGAACUCCAGCCUGGUCACGCACCAGAGGAUCCACACAGGGGAGAAGCCAUUUUCCUGCUCUGAAUGCGGGAAGUGCUACACCCAGCACGCCAGUCUCCUCGUGCACCACAGGACGCACACAGGCGAAAAGCCUUACGUCUGCUCCGAUUGCGGCAAAGCUUUCAAUCAGAUGGCGCACCUUGUCAAACACCAGCGCAGCCACAAGCACUGACUCCGUGGCCUCUUGCUCUUACUCGGUGGAUUCCAUUAGAGAGGUUUAUUUUAUAAAACUCUUAGAUAAUAUUAUUAUUAUUUAUGAUUUAUUCAAAUAUUUUUAAGAAAAUGUAAAUAUAUUUUGAUCUGAAAUCCAAAGUGAAUUCUAAAUCUGAUCUAUGAACGCUUUUGCCCCACAUUCAAUAGUUUCUCUGUUUUAGGCCAAAUUCUUUACUCGUAACACUGCUGUGCUGCCGAAAUUGGCUUAAGGGCUGUGACACACGGGGAGAUUGGUCGCCAAAAUGCCAUCGCACCGGCCAGAAUAUAAAUCGCCUGUGGAAUGGCAUACGCAGCGCCGUGAUUUGCCGAAGUCGCAGAAGUUGCCUUAAGAGGAAACUUCCUUUAGGUUAAUAAGAUUGAAAGAUUUUAUUGAUUUGUUUACAAAAUGCAACUAUCUUGUAAACUGGUUUCUUGGGAGACGGAGCUUUGGUAACGCCUGGAAGUCUGCUGUAAAAGAGGGCAUCUAGUUACCGAGAUAGAAAGGGCCUCUUUCCCCAGUCAGUUGGCUUCUCCUUCCAUUGGGCUUUCUGUCCAAUUACAGGGCAGUGUGGCCCUGUCCAGCUGAUCCUAGGGUUAGGCCAGGAGUGGGGAUUGGGCAGAUCCAGGGCAGAAAGGGGCAAACCAGGGGCUGAAC
This is a messenger RNA of Xenopus tropicalis (tropical clawed frog), 2827 nucleotides long. Its product is annotated as zinc finger protein 343. The record is from RefSeq and is a predicted model, not a curated record. NCBI's taxonomy places the organism in Eukaryota, Metazoa, Chordata, Amphibia, Anura, Pipidae. Gene Ontology annotation, cellular component: nucleus. The coding region runs from base 398 to 2152 and encodes 584 amino acids. The transcript is spliced from 11 exons.